Messenger RNA from Plutella xylostella (diamondback moth), 1877 nucleotides. RefSeq names its product facilitated trehalose transporter Tret1. NCBI's taxonomy places the organism in Eukaryota, Metazoa, Arthropoda, Insecta, Lepidoptera, Plutellidae. Gene Ontology annotation, molecular function: transmembrane transporter activity. The record is from RefSeq and is a predicted model, not a curated record. Gene Ontology annotation, biological process: transmembrane transport. Gene Ontology annotation, cellular component: membrane.
GAAUCGGAUAGCGAAUCAAUACGACAGAUAUAUUUUGCGUGGAUAGACAUUUUAUUAGCUAGCUGAAUUAAUUAUUUGCAAUAAAGUUAAAAUUAUUUAAAAAAUAUAUUUAUUUGUGUUGUAUUAACUACAAAAUUAUAAUGACUCUACGGUAUAUUAGUGUUAUAAAAAUGAUAUACGAAACCAAAAUUAUUUGAUGUUUUUCAUUUGUGAUUUAAAAGUUUAGUGAAAGUGAUUUUACAACAUUAAAAUAAUGGCGGAAUCUAACGGAAAGGGCAGAUUUUCUCCGUUUACAAGACAGUUGUUCGUGACAGUGGCCAUCUUCUUCAACACGAUGGGCCACGGCGCCGGCGUGGGCUACGUGGCCGUGCUGUCCAUGCAGCUGCAGGUGCCCGGAGCCCUGAUACAGAUCACCCCGAGCGUGCUGUCUUGGAUUGCCUCAAUGGUAGGCCCGUCGCUGGUGAUAGGCAACUUCCUGAGUGGCCCCAUCAUGAGUCGCUUCGGCCGCAAGAAGGCCAUGUACUGCGUGAUCCUACCCGCCAUGAUCGGCUGGUUCAUCACCAUCUUGGCUACUACUCGUGAGGAGUUGUUCGUGGGAAAAAUACUCCAAGGUAUAUCUUUCGGUAUGGUCCUGCCUCUACGGUCCUGCAUGCUGGGAGAAUACCUGACUCCGGCCAACAGAGGACCUUUCAUGUCCACCAUCUCCCUGGGCCAGGCCGCCGGCAUCACCACCGCUCACAUCAUUGGCUCCUUCAUCUCCUGGCAGAUGACUGGACUCGUCAUCUCCUUCUUCUUCUUCAUCAGCCUCAUCAUCACGAUCUACUCCCCGGAGUCACCGAGCUAUCUCGCCUCUAAGGGCCGCUAUGACGAAGCGAGAGAGGCGUUCAGGUGGCUCAGAGGAGACGGAGAAGAGCAAGAACUCAACAAUCUCAUCAAACUGUGCCUGCUGGCCGAGAAGAACAAGAUCGAACUGGAGAUCCUCAGAAGACGCGGAGUUAUGAUCAGAGUAGCUGAGGCGAUUAAGAAACCGGAAUUUUUCAAGCCCAUCAUACUGAUGACACACGCUUUCUUCCUCGGACAGUUUUCUGGGGCCAUGGCAUUGGCGAAUUACCCGACAAAGGUCAUUGGGGGACUGAUAGGACCGGAAGCCAGUGUGCCGUUCUGGAUGAUAUUCUUGGACGUCCAAAGACUGUGCAGCAAUAUGGCGACCAUAUUUAUCAUCGGUAAAGUUAAGCGGAGAACAAUGAUGCUCUCGACUGGGUUGCUGUGUGUGCUCAGCCACGUCGGCAUAGCAGGCUACAUGUACUUGAAGAAGAAUGGUUUGUUAUUCUACGACGCUGCAUGGAUCCCUAUGCUGCUAUUGAACCUGCAGAUCAUGUCUGUAGGCAUGGGGAUGGUGCCGAUGCCAAACGUGCUAGCUGGAGAAGUAUAUCCUCUAGAGUAUCGAAGCAUCUGUGGGUCGUUCAGCUUGGUGACAUCCUCGUUCAUUCUGUUCACAUCGUUGAAGACCUUCCCUUCCUUCCUCGAAGCUGUGGGUCUCCACGGAACUUACGUCAUUUACACGCUGAUCUUAGCCUACAGUUUGUCGGUGGUCAUGUACUUACUGCCUGAGACGAAAGGUCGGACUUUGCAGGAGAUUGAGGACAUAUUCCGUGGUCAACCGCUGUUACCGGAAGAGAUGGAAGUCAGGAAGUCACUGCAGAAAAUCCACGAGAGUAGACUGUCGCUACGGAAAAGCAGUAUACAUAGUAUAGAUAUCUAGUAUCUAGAUGUAGUUAUUGAUAAUAGUAGUUAAUUUUAGAAAGACGUUUUUUAAAUGAAAUGGAGGUGAUGUAGACUCAUAAAUAGUUAGAGGUUUAAUAAAUUAAGAUCACUUA